This is a messenger RNA of Erigeron canadensis, 3813 nucleotides long. RefSeq names its product phytochrome E. Bases 232 to 3555 code for a protein of 1107 amino acids. The transcript is spliced from 4 exons. NCBI's taxonomy places the organism in Eukaryota, Viridiplantae, Streptophyta, Magnoliopsida, Asterales, Asteraceae. Gene Ontology annotation, biological process: red, far-red light phototransduction; protein-tetrapyrrole linkage; detection of visible light. Gene Ontology annotation, molecular function: phosphorelay sensor kinase activity; photoreceptor activity; protein homodimerization activity. The record is from RefSeq and is a predicted model, not a curated record.
AAUCCCAUUUCAAGAAAACAUUCACAAGUUUUUUUUAAUGAAUGUUUUCGAGUUCGAACUGCUCUAAAUAAACAAUCCUGGGAUGACCUCGGAAAUUGUUCAUCAUUUGAGUCUAAUUUUAAGAAUCUUGUUUCAUUCAAAAACCAUUUAGACUGCUAUAUAUAUAUAAGUGAACAGAGGAAAAAUCACCCUUUUACCCAUUUUGUUAAAAAAAAAAAAAUAGAGUUGGGAAUGAAAACAGAGGAAGUAACUAUUAACAACAACAACAACAAUAACAUUCAUGCUGCAACUUCAUCAUCAUCAGAUGGAAGUAACAUGAACACAACAAAUAGUAAAAACCAGAAUUUGGGUCAGUAUGGGACUGAUGCAAGACUUUUGUCAGAGUUUGAACAGUCAGUUGUAUCUGGUAAGUCUUUUAACUACUCAACUUUAGUUGCAAAUGCACCGAAAUCAGGGGCUGUUGUGGCUGAACAUGAAGUGACUGCUUAUUUGUCAACUUUUCAAAGAGGUGGUCUUGUUCAGCCUUUUGGUUGUAUGAUUGCUAUAGAAGAACCUAGCUUUAGGAUCAUUAGUUUUAGUGAGAAUUGUUUUAGUAUGUUAAGUUUAAGUACCGAAAAUCUUAAUGAUAAGGCCAAGAAAAGUCUGCUUGGAGUUGAUGCUAGAACCCUUUUCACUUCUAGUUCUAGGGCUUCUUUAGAAAGAGCUAUAGGGUCAAGGGAAAUCACCUUGUUAAACCCUAUUUGGGUCCAUUCUUGGACUACCCGUAAACCAUUUUACGCGAUUCUUCAUAGAAUUGAUGUGGGUGUUGUGAUUGAUCUAGAGCCAGCUAACAAUAGUGAUCCCACAUUUUUGCUUGCUGGUGCUGUUCAGUCACAAAAACUUGUGGUUAAAGCGAUUUCUAGGCUGCAGUCUGUCCCCGGGGGAGACAUCGGGGUUAUGUGUGAUAUGGUUGUUGAAGAAGUCCAAAAGCUUACAGGUUAUGAUCGAGUUAUGGUGUAUAAGUUCCAUGAUGAUGAACAUGGUGAAGUUGUUUCAGAAAUUAGAAGGGCUGAUUUAGAACCAUAUUUAGGACUACACUAUCCUGCAACAGACAUCCCACAAGCUGCUCGAUUUUUGUUUAAACAGAAUCGUGUGAGAAUCAUUGUUGAUUGUUUUGCGGAAUCAGUUCCUGUGAUUCAAAGUCAAGAGUUGAAGCAGCCACUUUGUUUGGUCAACUCUACCCUUCGAGCACCUCAUGGCUGCCAUGCUGUUUACAUGGCAAAUAUGGGAUCUGUUGCAUCUUUAGUGAUGGCAAUUCUUAUAAACAACAAGGACUCCAUGAAGCUAUGGGGUUUAGUCGCCUGCCAUCACAGCACACCACGUUAUAUCCCUUUUCCACUUCGCUAUGCGUGUGAGUUUCUAAUGCAGUCAAUGGGUUUACAGCUCUAUAUGGAGCUCCAAUUAGCCGAACAGAAAGCAGAGAAACAGAUUCUCCGUAUGCAGACCACCCUGUGUGACAUGCUCCUGCGUGACGCCCCUUUUCGGAUCAUAACUCAGUCUCCAAGUAUAAUGGAUUUAGUCAAAUGUGAUGGAGCGGCUUUAUAUUAUGAGGGGAAAGUUUGGUUGAUUGGUAUAACUCCAAAUGAAUCACAAGUUACAGACAUAGCUAAAUGGUUAUGUAGUGAACACAAAGACUCUACAGGUUUCAGUACAGAGAGUUUGUUGCAUGCUGGUUAUCCUGGUGCGGUUCUGCUUGGUGAUGCAGUUUGUGGUAUGGCUGCUGCACGGAUUAAUUCAAAAGAUUUCUUGUUUUGGUUCAGAUCGCAUACAGAAAAAGAAAUCAAAUGGGCAGGAGCUAAGCAUCAUCCUAAGGACGAAGAUGAUGGUGAGAGAAUGCAUCCAAGAUCUUCUUUUAAGGCGUUUCUUGAAGUAGUGAAAGGUAGGAGUUUUCCUUGGGAAAUUUCUGAAAUCAAUGUGAUUCAUUCUUUGCAGUUAAUUAUGAGAACAUCAGCUCAAGAUGUUGCAGAUAAUGGCGGUGGUCGUCGUAAAGUGAUAAAAUAUGGUCAAGAAAGUGAGAGUGGAGUUCCAGAAAUGGAUGAAAUUAGUUCGGCUGCUUGUGAGAUGGUGAGAGUGAUUGAAACAGCAUCUGUCCCAAUCUUUGGUGUUGAUGGGUCUGGUUUGGUUAACGGGUGGAAUGGGAAAAUUGCAGAGUUGACUGGUGUGCUAGCUAGUGAUGCAAUGGGGAAAUCUUUGAUUGAUGAUAUUAUUCAUGAAACAUCACGUGGAGAAGUUAAAGAUCUUCUCACUAGAGCUUUGCAAGGUGUAGAAGAGAAAAACAUUGAACUGAAACUAAAAAGGGCUGAAAACAACACCAUUAUAUACAUCGUGGCUAAUACGUGCUCCAGCAAGGACUACAUGAACAAUGUGGUUGGCAUAUGCUUUGUGGGUCAAGAUGUCACCACUGAGAAAAUUGUCAUGGAUAAAUUCAUGCGAAUGGAAGGAGCUUAUAACGCUAUUAUCCACAGUUUAAAUCCCCUAAUUCCUCCUCUAUUUGCUUCCAAUGAAAACGCUUGUUGUACUGAAUGGAAUGCAGCCAUGGAAGAGCUUACUGGUCAUAUUAGAAAUGAAGUUCUUGGGAAAGUGCUUCCUGGUGAAGUUUUUGGAGGUAUAUGUCCACUUAAAGAUCAAGAUACUCUGACAAAGUUUAUGAUUUUGUUAUAUAAAGCAAUCAAUGGUCAUGAGACUUCAGAUAUGCCAUUUGGAUUUUUUAGUAAACAUGGAAAUCCUGUAGAGGUUCACUUGAGCGCAAGCAAGAGGGUUGAUGAUCGUGGAAAUGUACUCGGCUGUUUCUGCUUUUUGAAGAUUAAUAAAAGUGAUCUAGAGUUUGAGUUGAAGAGUAAUAAUUUAGCAUAUAUUAGGCAAGAAAUUAAGAACCCGUUAAAUGGGCUGCAUUUCACUAACAAACUUCUUGAAAACUCAGCCAUUUCAGAAAAUCAAAAGCAGUAUCUUGAAACAAGUGGUGCUUGCGAAAGACAAAUUGCAUCAAUCAUCGAGCACAUGGAUAUUAAAAGUCUUGAAGAAGGCAGCAUGGAUCUGAACUUAGGCGAAUUUGUCAUGGAGAAUAUUUUAGAUGCGAUUGUGAGCCAAGUCAUGAUCGUACUGAAGGAAAAGAAUAUCCCCCUGGUUCACGAAAUACCUGAUCAAGUCAAAACGCUCUCUCUUCUUGGUGAUCAAGUUAGGCUUCAGAUAGUCUUGUCAGAUUUCUUACUCAGCAUUGUGAACCAUGCACCUUCACCAGACGGAUGGGUGGAAAUCAAAGUGUCCCCUGGACUCAGGAUGAUACAGGACGGGCAUGAAUUAAUUCAUAUACAGUUCAGAAUGACUCAUCCCGGUCCAGGGUUACCUGUGGAUAUCAUUAGGGACAUGUAUGAAGAGAGAAAAUGGAGUACACAAGAAGGACUUGCUCUAAAUCUUUCUAGAAAGCUACUCGGUAUCAUGAAAGGCCGUGUGCGUUACGUUAGGGAUGACAAUAAGUCUUGUUUUCUCAUUGACAUUGAACUUGAAACAAGGAAAUGACCAUAAGAAAAGUACUCUUUAACAAAUAAGAAAAUCUUUAUAAGAUCAACUGCAUUAUGUUCUAAUGUACAUAAGCGUCUGUAGAUGCUUGUAUCCUAUUCCAAUUUUCACCAUGUUGGUGCCUUAGAUUACUGAAUCUUUGAUGUGUAAAUGAGUUCAAAUUCAAUUCACAGUUAUGUAAACCUGUACCUUCAAUUCCUGUGUUUGUAUAUAAUUUAAUGUUCAUGGGAUCAAAUUCAAUUCAUGUCUAUGAUGUUA